CCUGCGCUUUCCUUUCCAUCCGCGCGCCCGUAGAGUCGCCAGUGUGUCUACGUUGAGGGGAAACAUCGAGGAAGAGAAAUGCCAUCUAAGAUCGUAUUUGACACCGAGGAUCUGGUCCAGGAGGAGGAGAUGGACACCGUCAGCGAGGCGAAAGCCCUGAAGAACAAGAACAAGGAGGCCAAGAAGUUGAAGAAGAAGCAGCAGACGGAGGAACAAGAGGAGCAGGAGGACCCAGACUGUGAACCUCCAGCACCAAAGAAGAAAAAGAAAAAAGACAAGCUGGCAGGUCACGAAGUGAACGGCCAUGAUGAGGUCACAGACCUGAACGACAACAUCAACGGUAUUGAAACACCAAAGAAGAAGAAGACUAAGACAAACACUGAAGGAGACACAGAGAAAAAGAAGAAGCAAAAGAAAGCAACCGUAGAGGCAGCAACCAAUGGACAUUCCACCCUGAAAACCCCUGUUCAGACACCCACACAGACACCGAUACCAUCGGGUGAAGAGUCAGCCAGUGACAACGAGAAAGAUACGGAAACACCAGAGCAGAAGGAAGGGGCCUUUUCCAAGUUCAGGAUCUCCGACGUUACCAUCAAUAAACUGAAAGCUCGGGGAGUCACUUUCCUGUUUGACAUUCAGGUGAAGACAUUUAAUCCAGUGUUUGAUGGAGAAGAUGUAAUCGCUCAAGCUCGAACAGGAACAGGAAAGACUUUCUCCUUUGCCAUCCCAUUGGUGGAGAAGCUUCAGAGGGAAUCAUUGCCGCCGACCAGAGGCCGAGCUCCCAAGGUCCUGGUGUUGACUCCAACCAGAGAGUUAGCAAUCCAGGUCGCUAGGGACUUCAAAGACGUCGCCAACAAACUUUUCAUCACCUGUUUCUACGGCGGCAGCUCAUACAACCCACAGAUUGAUGCCAUCCGUAAUGGUAUCGAUAUUUUGGUUGGAACCCCUGGUCGUAUCAAGGACCACCUCCAGAACAGCAAGCUUGACCUGUCACAGGUGAAGCACGUCAUUCUGGAUGAAGUCGACCAAAUGUUGGACAUGGGAUUUGCGGAACAGGUUGAAGAAAUUUUGGCUACAUCAUAUGAGAAAGACGGCGAAUCCAAUCCCCAGACGCUGCUGUUUUCAGCCACCUGCCCCGCCUGGGUCUACCAAGUGGCCAAGAAAUACAUGAGACCAGAAUGCAAACAUGUUGACCUGAUCGGCAAGAAAACACAGAAAGCUGCAACAACUGUGGAGCAUCUUGCCAUCGCCUGUCACUGGUCACAGCGCGCAGCCGUGAUCGGUGAUGUCAUCCAGGUUUACAGUGGCAGACACGGCCGAAGCAUUGUGUUCACUGAGACAAAGAAAGAGGCCAACGAACUCUCCAUGAACGCAUCCAUCAAACAAAGUACACAGACCCUCCAUGGUGAUAUUCCUCAGAAACAGAGAGAGAUUACCCUGAAGGGCUUCAGGAAUGGGACCUUCGAGGUCCUGGUUGCCACCAAUGUUGCAGCUCGUGGAUUAGAUAUCCCUGAAAUCGACCUGGUGGUCCAGUGCUCUCCACCCAAGGAUGUGGAGUCAUACAUCCAUCGUUCAGGACGUACAGGCCGAGCAGGCAGGCCUGGAGUCUGCAUCUGUUUCUACCAGAGGAAAGAGGAAGACCAGCUGCGCUACGUAGAAAACAAAGCGGGUAUCACAUUCAGACGAGUUGGCGUUCCCACUGCCAAUGAUAUCAUCAAGUCAUCAAGCAAGGAUGCUGUCAAGUUUUUGGACUCAGUUCCGGUCACAGCUAUUGGAUACUUUAGAGCUUCAGCUGAGAAGCUGAUCGAGGAGAAAGGAGCCGUCGAUGCACUCGCUGCUGCCCUUGCCCACAUCUCUGGAGCCACAAGUCUGGAGCAGAGGUCACUGCUGAACUCUGAUACUGGUUUCGCCACCAUGACGUUGGUGUGUUCUCAGGAGAUGCAUAAUCUGGGUUACGCUUGGAGAAGCAUCAAAGAACAACUUGGCGAAGACUUUGAGAACCACAUUCAAAGAAUGUGCUUCCUUAAAGGCAAAACGGGAGUUUGUUUCGACCUCCCAGUUGACAAAGUCAAGCAGAUGCAGGAGGGCUGGAAGGAUGGUCGCCGUUGGCAACUGUCCGCCGCCGAGGAGCUCCCAGAUCUGGAGGAGAAGCAGCACAAUAACCGCGGCGGCGACAGAGGCUUUGGCAACGGUAACCGUGGCGACAGAGGAGGAGGAUUCAGAGGCGGAAGGGGACGUAGUUUCGGGGGAAAUGGCGGCCGCAGCAACGGAUUCAGGAACGGUGGCGGCGUCGGCGCCGGCAGAGGAGUACACAAACGCAGCUUCGGCGAAGCUUUUGAUUACUGAAGCACCAACCUGGGGACUGAUUAGACUGACUGUCGCUCGCUGGGCUGACAGUGGUGAGGCGUUAUGUGUGGCCAGUGGAAAUCUCCCAUCAUGACAAAAGAAGAAUUAUAAACUCAAGUAUUCACAAGUUUAUCACACAGUAAAUUAAAUUACAUGUUAUCUAAGGAUUAGGGUUUGUUUCCAAGUUGCCACAUCCAACGAGUUUAAGAUCAGAUUUUCUGUGUACAGUGUACACAGUACCACUGGAAGCCAUUUAGUAAAGCCUGAUGUGUUUCUUUUAGGUGACACAUUAGAUGAAACUCAUGCAAUGACAUUUUCUGAACUGGUGUCCCUACAUACAAUAGCACGUAACUCCCUUGCUAUGUGUUGAAUAGCACAGGAACAAAAACACAGGUGAAUCAAACCUGUAUUCAUAAUUUGGCAUCAUGUGACAACCUGAAUUGAAAGUUUAAAUGUGUCAUCCAUUGAGUUCUAGGUAAAGUGUCACUCUUCUAUUUUUUUAUUUUGUUAUAUUGGGUGUUUGGGGAACAGCAGCAGCAGCAAAUCACACUCUGGUCUUUGCCUGAAAUGGCAGAUGCAUCAUCCUGAUACAACACUUUUAAUCAUGACCACUUGAUGGCUCCGAGUGUGCAGUACCAUGAAGAUGCAGUUGCUGUGUCAUGUGGGACGUGUGUGUUUCGACCCUGCACUCUGAAAAAGUGAUUAAAUGGGUUUUAACCUUUACAGUUGUGCAGCCUCACCCUCCGCUGAAACCUCUCUGCCCAAUAAUAUCUUGGAUGAUUGCUUUGCAAUUGCCUCUAUUUAAUAUCUGUGUCUACUGCUUCCAUUCAUUUGAAUGAAAUGACUUAUUCAUUAAAAAAGGUCAACUCAG
Messenger RNA from Hippoglossus stenolepis (Pacific halibut), 3217 nucleotides. RefSeq names its product DEAD (Asp-Glu-Ala-Asp) box helicase 21 (gene ddx21). The transcript is spliced from 16 exons. The coding region runs from base 79 to 2346 and encodes 755 amino acids. The record is from RefSeq and is a predicted model, not a curated record. NCBI's taxonomy places the organism in Eukaryota, Metazoa, Chordata, Actinopteri, Pleuronectiformes, Pleuronectidae. Gene Ontology annotation, molecular function: RNA binding; RNA helicase activity; ATP binding.